AUGCUCGUAUUAAGGAGACGGGGCAACUGGGUGCAAACCUUGCAGCGGACGGGCGCACAAUCGGAUGACCACGCAGCCAAAGACAGCCUCGACGACCGCGCACACAACAGGGCAGGCCACAGUAGCUCCAGGCCUCGCGCCGUGACAGCACGACGAGAACCAGGGGCUACGCAGAGGGUCGAUGACUCGGAUCAAUCAUCGAAUGAAUCAACUGAUUCAAAAAAGGAGCUCAUUCAUAAUGAGUUCACCGAGGACGACGAUAACCGUUCACGAGGAUCGAAUCAUCGAGAAAGGCGCAGGAGUGAGAGGCUAAAUUUGAUUAUGCCAACAUAUAACGGGAUAGACGUAAAUUCGUGGCUGAGCCGCGCCAAUCAUUAUUUCGAGAUCAUCAAUAUACUGAAUGCAGAAAGGGUUAAAUUCUCCGCCUACUAUCUCGAUGGAGAGGCGAACAUAUGGUGGCAGUGGUUAUCAAGGGUUUACAAGGAAAAGGACACCAGGUUUGGGUCGUCAGAUUACCAUGACUACGACGAAUCCCGAUUGCAUAUCAAAAAGUGGAAAGUUUACCUGAUCGCUAGAAGGAGUUCGAACGAACCGCGUGUCGUGUACGUGAUUGCCCAGAAGGGGCAUUAG
Messenger RNA from Striga asiatica, 630 nucleotides. NCBI's taxonomy places the organism in Eukaryota, Viridiplantae, Streptophyta, Magnoliopsida, Lamiales, Orobanchaceae. The record is from the annotation of a GenBank genome assembly.